AUGUACCGUCGUGGUGACAGCAGCUCUGUUCUGCUUGUUGACGUGUACGUGGACGACCUCAUCAUCACUGGUGCUUCGUCGGAAGGGAUUGAAGCGUUCAAGGCUGAGAUGAAGACGUUGUUCCAGAUGAGUGAUCUCGGCCUCCUCUCCCUUUACUUGGGCAUCGAGGUGCACCAAGAUGAUGAUGCCAUCACCCUGCGCCAAGCUCACUACGCUGAGAGCAUAUUGGAGCUGGCCGGGAUGGCAGGCUGCAAUGCAGUCCAAACGCCAAUGGAGGAGCGGCUCAAGCUCAGCCGCAAGAGCACUACACCGGAGGUGGAUGCAACACACUAUCGACGGCUGGUUGGCAGCCUUCGCUACCUUAUCCACACACGACCAGACUUGGCCUUUGCCGUUGGGUUCGUGAGUCGAUUCAUGGAGCACCCAACAGAAGAGCACUUGCAGGCAGUGAAAAGAAUCCUACGCUAUGUCGCUGGCACUCUCAACUUUGGUCUGUGCUACAAGCGACGAACAGGAGCAGCACGGUUGGUCGGCUACAGCGAUAGCGACCUCGCUGGCGACAUCGACAUAAGGAAGAGCACCGGUGGCACUCUCUUCUUCCUUGGCAAUUGCUUGAUCUGCUGGCAAUCCAUCAAGCAACGUGUGGUGGCACUCUCUUCAUAUGAAGCAGAGUAUGUUGCUGCCACCACGGCCGCCACUCAGGCCAUUUGGUUGACUCAGCUGUUAAGCGAACUCACCGGAGAGGAAGCUCAGACAGUAGAGCUUAAGGUGGACAGCAAGUCUGCCUUGGCACUGGCCAAGAACCCAUCUUCCAUGAGCGCAGCAAGCACAUCGAGCUCCGCUAUCACUUCAUCAGGGGCUGCUUGGAUAAUGGAAGAAUUAGCACCACAUACAUCUCCACUGCAGACCAACUCGCUGACAUCCUCACCAAAGCACUUGGGCGAGUCAAAUUCCAAGAGCUAA
Panicum hallii is the source of this 963-nucleotide messenger RNA. RefSeq lists its product as uncharacterized. NCBI's taxonomy places the organism in Eukaryota, Viridiplantae, Streptophyta, Magnoliopsida, Poales, Poaceae. The coding region runs from base 1 to 963 and encodes 320 amino acids. The transcript has a single exon. The record is from RefSeq and is a predicted model, not a curated record.